Messenger RNA from Astyanax mexicanus (Mexican tetra), 1055 nucleotides. It is a transcript of the gene tnnt2d, whose product is annotated as troponin T2d, cardiac. The record is from RefSeq and is a predicted model, not a curated record. The transcript is spliced from 12 exons. Gene Ontology annotation, cellular component: troponin complex. Lineage: Eukaryota; Metazoa; Chordata; Actinopteri; Characiformes; Acestrorhamphidae. The coding region runs from base 141 to 866 and encodes 241 amino acids. Gene Ontology annotation, biological process: regulation of muscle contraction; cardiac muscle contraction; sarcomere organization. Gene Ontology annotation, molecular function: troponin C binding; tropomyosin binding; troponin I binding.
UUUAACGCACACCAGUAAAAAAGCCUGAUGGUCACGUGGUGUGAAUGUAUGUUAAACUUGGUGUGUGGACCCACCUGUCCAGACUUUGCACGCCAUUGAGCGACUCCUCUUCUGGGAGCUGGGAAUAACUGCUAACAGAUAUGGCUGACACUGACGAGGUUAUGGAUGAGGAGGUUCAGGAAGAAGUGGACGACUCAAAAUCCAAACCUAAAUUUAUGACAAACAUUCAGGCACCAAAGAUUCCAGAGGGAGACAAAGUAGACUUUGAUGACAUUCACAGGAAGCGUCAGGAGAAGGACCAGUCUGAGCUGCAGGCCUUGAUUGAGGCUCAUUUCAUCCAGAGGAAGAAGGAGGAAGAGGAGCUGAUCGCUCUGGUUAACAGGAUUGAGAAACGUCGUACAGAGAGGGCUGAUCAGCACAGGAUCCGAGCUGAGAAAGAAAAGGAGCGACAGGCCAGACUAGCUGAGGAGAAAGAGAGGAAGGAGCAGGAGGAACAGAGGAAGAAACAGGAUGAAGAUGCUAAAAAGAAGAAAGCUCUUACCAACAUGACCCACCAGUACGGAGGCCUUCAGCAGAGAACUGACGGUCGUAAAGGAGGUAAGAAGCAGACAGAGAGGGAGAAGAAGAAGAAGAUUCUGGCUGACAGACGGAAGCCACUAACUAUUGACCAUCUCAAUGAAGAUAAGCUCAGGGAGAAGGCCAAUGAGCUGUGGCAGUGGAUGAUGGAACUGGAGGCUGAGAGGUUUGAUCUCGCUGAGAAGCUGAAACGACAGAAAUAUGAUAUCACCCAGCUCCUGGUUCGGGUUCAGGACCAACAGAGUGCAAAGGGACGUGGAAAGGGCAAAAUGGGCGGCAGGCUGAGGUAGAAGUGCUGACUGCUACAGAUGUCACAACAGAUGCAGAGUUCAUAGCGUUGUGCACCGUACAGAUUUUUGUGUGUUGUCCUUGUCAUUAAAAAUUAUGCAGUUGAAUGUGAAGAAUUAUUCUCUGUACAUUUCUGCUUGGCUUUUCCCUGUGGUUUGACUUUACAAAUAAAAAAAAAAUGGUUUAGCGUC